Carya illinoinensis is the source of this 6604-nucleotide messenger RNA. Its product is annotated as putative 1-phosphatidylinositol-3-phosphate 5-kinase FAB1C. Gene Ontology annotation, biological process: phosphatidylinositol phosphate biosynthetic process. Gene Ontology annotation, cellular component: endosome membrane. The record is from RefSeq and is a predicted model, not a curated record. The transcript has 11 exons. The coding region runs from base 1096 to 6402 and encodes 1768 amino acids. Gene Ontology annotation, molecular function: 1-phosphatidylinositol-3-phosphate 5-kinase activity; ATP binding. NCBI's taxonomy places the organism in Eukaryota, Viridiplantae, Streptophyta, Magnoliopsida, Fagales, Juglandaceae.
AGUUAAUGCGUAAGGGAAGAGACAGAGAGGAAAAAAAGGGGAAGUGGAGUGCUCUCUUUGGAAACGCUCGUUAGAAUAAAAAAGCUCUUUGGAAAUCAUUACUGGGUUGGCUGUGUAUUUUUAUAUUAAUAUAAUUAGUAAGGUGGAGGAGAGGGAAAGGAAAGAAAAAGGUGAAGGAAAGGAAAAGCGGAAAAAAGAUGGUGUUGGUUAGUAAGGAAGAGGAGAAGAAGAAGCAAGGAGUAUUGUUGCGGGUGACCUUGUUCGUUCAGAUGCGAGUUGUUUUCUCCGGGGAAAAGGGAAACUUGUCCGUUCUCGUUCUUCUCCUUCUUUUCAUUCUCAUUCUCAUCCUCCCCAGUAUUUGAUUCUUCUUCUUUCUUACUUUCUUUCUUGUUUCUUGUUUUGAUCUAUGACUUGUGCGAGUCUGUGUCUUUUCUUGAUGGUGGAGGGAUAUACUUGGGGUGUGUCACUGUUGUGAUGCUCGAAUCGGUCGCCGGAUGCAUUCUUGACGACUCUGGAAUCGGUUAGGUGUUGAGGGGUAUUCUUUUUAGGGUUUUGCGGUCUUCUGCUUCGGCUUCUGGUUGCUGUUUGUUCUGUGUUGCUAAUUUAAUCAAAAGGAUUUCUUGUUUCUUUGAUGUUGUUGUUGUACAAAAUAUUAUUAGAUUUGUGCAAUCUUUGGGCUUUUUUGGUGUUAGGUUGUUGUGGAUUUCCUCCUCCAAUGUAUUUUGUGAUUCUUGGAGGAUUUAAGCUCUGUUUCUAGUUUUAAGCCCAUUUCGGAAGAUCGAAAAAGGGAGGAAAAAGAAAAGAAAAGAAAAGAAAAGAAAUAUCAGAGUCAGUUGUAAGGGUUUUUGUUUUUGUUAAAAAAAAAAAUUCUAAAAAACACAUCCGAAUCACCCACCAUUUUUAUUGUGGGGGGUUUAUCAAAUUUUCACUUUUGUUAAUUUUCUUUUCAAAAUAUUUCUAUAAGGAAGUGUUGGGGUGAUUGGGUCUGAGGUUAGCGAUAUUAUGUUAUGUUCAAUGUUGUGAAGUAUAGUUUCUAAAUUUAGAUCAAGAAGAAGGAAGAGGAGUUAUACGAUUUUCAUUGGGUCAUUACAUUCUAUGGGAGUACCUGAUAGUUCACUACUAGAUCUAAUAAAGAAGGUUAGAUCUUGGGUAUCUUGGGUAGCAAGCGAUAAACUAUAUUUGUCCGGGGAAUUUGAAAUGUCUGAUAACACUUGCAAAAUGUGUUGUGAGUGCAAUACAAAUCUUGCUGGGAUUUCUCAUAGAUACCAUUGCCAAAGCUGUGGCAGGGGGAUGUGUGGGAAAUGUAUUCGUGGUUAUGACUUGUCGGUUUUUGAAUCGUAUAGUUUCAAGAGUAAGGCUGAGGGUGGUGAGGGGACUAUCAAGUGCUGCAGGUUCUGUUCUGAUGUUAGUGUAAGGCGUGAAGGCGGGAGGAAGUCUAGUGAAAAAGUGCAUCCUUCUGCGUCUCCCCAAGAAAGCCCUCGAGAAAGCCCGGAACCACCAUCUCCGUCUUGUUUUGAUGGUGAAAGAAUCGGUUGUUCCAUGAAUAGAGAAUCGAUUCGAAGUGAUCACCUUGCUCACUAUUUUGAAACCAGGGAAUAUGGGUAUUCUCCACAUGCAAUGGCCCGCAGGCGCAUGACCUCUUUUAGUGGUCACCCAUCUCCUGUAUCUGUUCGUCACUCUCCCUGCAGGAGUGAUGAAGACGAGGCAGAGGAUUCUGGAAAGCAAUUUUUCAUCCCAUCCAGUGAAUAUUGUCAUGAAAACUCAGACACAGAUUUGAGUAGUCUUAGUGCUAGAAAUGAGUUUUACAGUUUUAGGUCAGUGGGAUCUAGUCCGUUAGACAGCCCCUCUAGGAUUAAUUUUACUUCUAAUAGAGUUGGGCAUUCUGUACAGCAGGGGCAAGAGGGAAGCCCUAUUUCUCAGAAUGAUGUUCCCUUUGAUCAAGAAACAAUGGCUAUUUUGGGAAAGCCUGAUUUAGGUUCUGAGGAUCCAUAUAACAAUGAUGAUUGCUCCGAUGACUUGUCAGUUUUUAGAAACCAGUACAAGAAGUCUCAACGGCCAUUGGAUUUUGAGAACAGUGGUCAUAUCUGGUUUCCCCCACCUCCUGAUGAUGAAAAUGAUGAGGGGGAGAGUAAUUUUUUUUCAUAUGAUGAUGAAGAUGAUGAUAUUGGGGACUCCGGUGCGAUGUUCUCAUCCAGUAGCAGCCUUUCUUGUAUGUUUCCAGCUAAGGAGAAACAGAAUGAGGGUAAUAAGGAACCACUUAGAGCUGUGGUACAAGGGCAUUUUAGGGCUCUUGUGUCCCAGCUCUUACAGGGGGAGGGUAUUAAAGUGGGCAAAGAGAAUGGUGUUGAGGAUUGGCUUGACAUAGUUACAACAAUAGCAUGGCAAGCAGCAAAUUUUGUUAAACCAGAUACUAGCCGAGGAGGCAGCAUGGAUCCUGGUGCUUAUGUAAAGGUUAAGUGCAUUGCGUCAGGAAGUCCAAGUGAGAGCGCCCUCAUAAAGGGAGUAGUUUGUACGAAAAAUAUAAAGCACAAGCGCAUGACCUCACAAUACAAAAAUCCUAGAUUGCUUCUUUUAGGAGGAGCACUCGAAUAUCAGAAAGUUCAUAACCAGUUGGCAUCUUUUGAUACGUUACUAGAGCAGGAAAAUGAUCAUUUCAAGAUGAUUAUUUCAAAGAUUGAGGCUCUUCGACCAAAUGUUCUACUAGUAGAAAAAAGUGUAUCUUCAUAUGCCCAAGACUAUCUGCUCGCAAAGGAAAUCUCUUUAGUGCUGAAUGUUAAGAGGCCGUUACUAGAGCGUAUAGCCCUGUGUACUGGUGCUCUUAUUACUCAAUCCAUUGAUAGUAUUUCUACAGCUCGGGUGGGACAAUGUGAACUGUUCCGGACAGAGAGAGUGUCUGAGGAGCAUGAGACUGCAAACCAGUUCCACAAAAAACCAUCUAAAACAUUGAUGUUUUUUGAAGGCUGUCCAAGGCGUUUAGGUUCCACGGUCUUGCUUAAGGGCACAUGCCGUGAUGAGCUAAAGAAAGUUAAACAUGUUGUUCAAUAUGCAGUGUUUGCAGCCUAUCAUCUAUCUCUUGAGACAUCCUUUCUUGCUGAUGAGGGUGCUAGUCUGCCUAAAAUGUCACUUCAACCCUCAAUUGCUGUACCAGGGAGAGCAAUGGCUGAUCCUGUUAUUUCCGUAGUCCCUAAUUCUCUUGCUUCAACCGGUAGCCAAGCUGUGGCUGAGCCAUCAGUCCAAGAUGCAGAAAUUGUGAGUCUCAGUCUGGAUCUUGAAGGACUGGAGUCAUUGUCUGCUCAUCUUGAUUCUGUUCAUCCUUUGUCUACUAGUUCCAUGAACUGUAGGGUCAGAAAUGCCCCAUCUGAUGUAUGCUAUGAUGAUUUAGCAUCUAGUGAGGUUUUGGAGUCGUGCACAUCACAUCAGUCAACAGAACUAAAAGGGCCCACUCCAAUUCCUUCUGUUCUGAGGAGUUUUUCCCAGUCAGAACUACAAUUUGGGGAGAUGAAUGAAUUGACAAAGUCUUCAAGGGCGGAUGAAAAUGAAGUCUCCAGUGAAUACUUUUCAGCCACUGAAACUCACCAGAGCAUAUUGGUAUCAUUUUCAAGCCACUGUGUGCUGAAAGGAAUUGUAUGUGAACGCUCUCGGCUCCAGCGCAUAAAGUUCUAUGGCUGUUUUGAUAAGCCUCUAGGGAGAUAUCUUCGUGACAACCUUUUUAAUCAGACAUCUAGCUGUCAAUCAUGUAAAGAGCCAGCUGAGGCCCAUGUCCUAUGUUACACCCAUCAACAAGGAAAUCUUACGAUCAAUGUUAGAUGCCUCUCCUCUUUAAAGCUACCUGGGGAACAGGAUGGCAAGAUAUGGAUGUGGCAUCGAUGCCUGAGGUGUCCUGAUGUAGAUGGAGUUCCACCAGCAACCCGUAGAGUUGUUAUGUCGGAUGCUGCCUGGGGACUUUCUUUUGGAAAGUUCUUAGAACUUAGCUUUUCGAACCAUGCAACUGCUAAUCGUGUCGCGCCCUGUGGUCAUUCAUUGCAAAGGGACUGUCUCCGUUACUAUGGGUUUGGGAGCAUGGUUGCAUUUUUCCGGUAUUCCCCCAUUGAUAUUCUCUCUGUCCAUUUGCCACCAUCAGUGCUUGACUUCAACGGUCAUACUCAACAUGAGUGGAUGAGAAAAGAGGCAGCAGAGCUUGUCGGUAAAAUGGAAACCUUGUAUGCAGAGAUAUCUGAUGUACUUGAUAGCUUGGAAGAAAAAUGUAAAUCUUUUGGAAGUGAAUGGUCAGAGAAACGUGAGCUACAGGACUGCAUCGUUGAGCUAAACGGCCUGCUCAAAAAGGAAAGAAAUGAUUACAAUUAUUUGCUACAGCCGGCUAUCAUGGGGAUUUCACGGCCAGACUGGACGGCUAUAGACAUUCUGGAACUGAAUCACUUGAAACGCUCUCUUUUAGUUGGUUCACAUGUCUGGGAUCGGCGGCUUUAUUCAUUGGAUGCUUUACUAAAAAAAUGUUCUAUUUCUAAGGUCCCCCAAGGGGAUGUGUCUUACGCCCAGCUGAAAGAGAUGAAAAGAAAAUCAUCUUUUAAGCAUGGCAAGCUUGACUUUGGGCAUGAAGGGAAUAAGUCUGAAUCUUCAAGAUUACAGGAGUCCCCCGGAAAUGAUUUGCAGUCAGAGCAGAAGCCUAGUUUCCUGUCCUUUGAACCCUGUGUUGCUGAUGACUCCAUGUUAACCUCAUGUCAUCAUAACAGAGAGGAGGAAAUACAUUCAGAUGUAGAAGUUAAUGUAAAUAAGAUUCCCAUUGAAAGCUUCUCUCCCAAUGAAUCUACCCUAUCUGAGAGAAUAGAUUCUGCUUGGACAGGGACUAGUCAAAUUGCAAUGAAAGCUGAACCGCUUCAUACAUCACAAGUAGAUGGAUUACGACCUGGAUCUGUAAGGCUGGUUGGUCAGAAUGAUAAUCCUCCUUUUAGAAGGCUUAUGUUGCCUAAGAGAGUUCAUUCUUUUGAUUCUGCAUUAAGAGUGCAAGACAGAAUCCUAAAAGGAUUGCCUCCCUCCCCAUUGCAUUUGUCGAAUCUUAAAUCUUUCCAUGCUUCUGGAGAUUACAGGAGUAUGGUGAGAGAUCCUGUUCCCAAUGUAAUUAGAACCUACCCCCAAAUUCUGCCACAGGAGAUACAGAAAUUAAAUUUAAUUACGAGUUACACACCAUCAUUUCUUUCCUCUGCAUCUCAUAUUGCUGAGGGAGCUCGAUUGCUGCUUUCCCAAACUGGCUGCAGUGAUAUUGUUAUUGCGGUUUAUGACAAUGAACCCACCAGCAUAAUUUCAUAUGCCCUUAUUUCAAAGGAGCAUGAUGACUGGAUUGCUGAUAAAUUGAAUGAGCAUGAGGGAAGCUGGAGUCCACAUGAUAUCAGUAGAGAAGAUUCUUCAGCUUCCACCAUUUCUGCCUGGCAAUCUUUUGGCUCUUUGGAGUUCGAUUAUGUCCAUUAUGGUAGUUAUGGAUCUGAAGAUUCCUCAUCAUCUGUGGGUACCCUUUUUAAGGAUCCCAAAAGAUCUCCACAUUUCACGAUUACUUUUGAGGAUGAGUCAUCAACUGCUGGAGGUAAAGCAAAGUUUUCAGUCACUUGUUAUUUUGCGAAACAGUUUGACUCUCUUAGGAAAAGAUGCUGCCCUAGUGGAGUUGAUUUUGUGCGAUCCUUGAACCGCUGCCAGAGAUGGAGUGCACAAGGGGGAAAAAGCAAUGUAUAUUUUGCUAAGUCAUUGGAUGAAAGAUUCAUCAUAAAACAAGUUACAAAAACUGAGUUGGAUUCCUUCGAGGAUUUUGCACCCGAGUAUUUUAAAUAUUUGACUGAUUCUCUUAUCUCAGGAAGCCCAACUUGCCUUGCCAAAAUUCUCGGUAUUUAUCAGGUCUCUGUUAAACACCUGAAAGGUGGCAAGGAAACAAAAAUGGAUUUGAUGGUGAUGGAGAACCUCUUUUUCAAAAGGAAUAUCUCAAGGGUCUAUGAUCUCAAGGGCUCGGCACGAUCCCGUUAUAAUCCAGAUACAACAGGAACAAACAAAGUACUACUAGAUAUGAAUUUGUUGGAAACAUUGCGUACCAAACCCAUAUUUCUUGGAAGUAAGGCAAAGAGGAGCCUAGAAAGAGCCAUCUGGAAUGAUACAUCAUUUUUGGCAUCCGUGGAUGUUAUGGACUAUUCACUGCUGGUUGGGGUGGAUGAUGAGCGCAAAGAGUUGGUUUUAGGGAUCAUUGACUUCAUGAGACAGUAUACUUGGGACAAGCAUUUGGAGACAUGGGUAAAGGCAUCUGGGAUUCUUGGUGGUCCGAAAAAUGCUUCACCUACCAUUAUUUCCCCCAAAGAGUACAAGAAAAGGUUCCGAAAGGCAAUGACUACCUAUUUUCUCACUGUACCUGAUCAAUGGUCUUCUUGAAGAUUUUGUCUAUCUUUCGUACUCCAUAAGUUAUCUGCUCACCAAUAAACGAACGGGGGGAUUGUAAUUGCAGAUGAAUGGAAAGUAAUAUCCCUCCAUAUCAAUUUUUUUUCAUUCAAAGAUUUUGUAUAUUGGGACAAAUAACCCAAACCAGAGGUGGUUUUAACACGAAGAGUAAAGAAGAGUUGGCUAUUCAUGGCUA